Hemibagrus wyckioides is the source of this 1053-nucleotide messenger RNA. RefSeq names its product serine protease 33-like. The transcript is spliced from 6 exons. Gene Ontology annotation, biological process: proteolysis. Gene Ontology annotation, molecular function: serine-type endopeptidase activity. The record is from RefSeq and is a predicted model, not a curated record. Bases 74 to 1036 code for a protein of 320 amino acids. Lineage: Eukaryota; Metazoa; Chordata; Actinopteri; Siluriformes; Bagridae.
UGAAUAAAGAAGGAAGAAAUGUACAAUCACAGGACAUCAAGAGACAGAUAAUUACCAGAGAAGACAUGAAAUAAUGGAUAUUUAUUUGUUGAAAGUUGUGUGUGUUGUAUGCACUGUACUCCUUAAUGCUACAGGCUCACUCACCCAGCUGAAUGUGUGUAGUCAGGAUCCAGUGGAAACCAAGAUUGUGGGUGGUGAAGAUGCCUCUCCUGGGUCCUGGCCUUGGCAGGUCAGCAUUCAGGUGAGAGGCAGUCAUCACUGUGGAGGCAGCCUGAUCACUGAGAAAUGGGUCUUAUCAGCUGCUCACUGUUUCCAAAGAUUUGCAGCAUCUGACAUCACUGUCUAUUUAGGAAUGGGAAGUAUGGAGGGGACUAACCCUAAUAAGCAGGAAAGAAGUGCUAGUAACAUUAUCAUCCACGAAGAAUAUAAUAAUGCCACCAAAGACAACGACAUUGCCCUGGUCCAGCUCUCUUCUGCAGUGACUUUGACCAGUUAUGUCAUGAUGGUGUGCCUUGCAAAACGCAACAGUGUUUUUCCUGGUGGUACUAAUGCCUGGGUCACAGGAUGGGGUAAUAUUGCUUCUGAAGUGGCUCUGCCGCCCCCUCGAAUCCUGCAGAAGGUGCAGGUGCCGAUUGUCAGUAACAAUGACUGUGCAAAAGCAUAUGGAUCAGGUUCCAUCACAGACAGUAUGAUGUGUGCCGGCUUAGUUGAGGGAGGAAAAGACUCAUGCCAGGGUGAUUCUGGAGGUCCACUGGUGGUCAAAGACAAUGGAGUCUGGGUUCAGGCUGGGAUUGUGAGCUUUGGCAAAGGCUGUGCUGAACCUAAAUAUCCCGGUGUGUACACCAGAGUGUCUCAGUACCAAGACUGGAUUAACAGCAGGAUCAGCAGCAACAAACCUGGAUUUGAAACAUUUUAUGAACAACCUCAUUCCUACUACUUAAUUAUGUUCGUUUGCCCGUUCUUGCUCAUUUACAUUGUAAAAAAGUACCUUCUAAAAAAUGGCAGCUGGUGUGACAAAAAUAAAUCUACUGUGUAAAUCUAUUAUGAAAUAUA